AGAUGCCCAACCUGGAGGAGUGCGGCUACAUGAUGCCCCGCGAGCGCGGCUCGACCGACGAGGUGCGCAUCGUGCGCUCGCACCUUCCCUACCACAAGAUGCGCAUCAACCCGAUGGCCAAGUACAUCUACGUGACGCGCAACCCCAAGGACUGCUGCGUGGCCAUGUUCCACUACAUCAAGCACCUGAACAUCUACCGCUUCAAGGAGGGCCAGUGGGACAACUUCUUCGAGUGGUUCAUCCGGGGCCGCAUCUGCUACAACGACUACUUCGACCACAUCAUCCACUACUGGGUGCACCGAAAGGACUGCCACGUGCUCUUCCUCACCUACGAGAACAUGACGCUUGACCACAAGAGCCAUAUUUUCAUGCUCGCAAACUUCAUCGGCGGCGUGGCUGGCACCAUGGUCAAAGACCGGCACAUGCUGAAGAAGCUGAUCCACCGCAGCUCCUACUCGUACAUGUCGCAGUUUUUCAAGGAGGAGAGCCACCUGGGCAACUUGACCAAGGGCCGCAUUGGCGAGUGGAAGGCCGUGUUCUCGCCCGCACAGGCGGCCCGCCUCGACCGAAAGUUCUACGAGCGUUUCGGGAACAGCGAGAUCGCCAACCUGUGGCGCUACAUUGUGCGCUUCGACCGACCCGCCGCCUGAAAAUUUGCUUUAGCCAAGAGGUGGCACGAGAUAUAAUGGAACGGUAUUAUUGUGGCGCCGUGAACCUUGUCGAAAUAUGUCGAUGAGCCUUU
Messenger RNA from Rhipicephalus sanguineus (brown dog tick), 742 nucleotides. Its product is annotated as sulfotransferase ssu-1. The coding region runs from base 3 to 650 and encodes 215 amino acids. Gene Ontology annotation, biological process: sulfation. The record is from RefSeq and is a predicted model, not a curated record. NCBI's taxonomy places the organism in Eukaryota, Metazoa, Arthropoda, Arachnida, Ixodida, Ixodidae. Gene Ontology annotation, molecular function: sulfotransferase activity. The transcript is spliced from 2 exons. Gene Ontology annotation, cellular component: cytoplasm.